CUGGAUCUUGCAUAUUUCGGGUCCGACUUUUGCGGUUGGCAAAGACAAGCACAGUCGAAGAAGCCUUCGGUACAAAAAAUUGUGGAGGAUGCAAUGCAGGAUGCCUUGGGUUAUGCGGUGAACGUUCGCGUUGCCGGUCGUACCGACGCUGGUGUUCACGCUCUCGGUCAAAUCGGGCGAGUCCGAACU
This is a messenger RNA of Phaeodactylum tricornutum CCAP 1055/1, 189 nucleotides long. RefSeq lists its product with no specific name. The transcript has a single exon. Lineage: Eukaryota; Bacillariophyta; Bacillariophyceae; Surirellales; Neidiaceae. Gene Ontology annotation, biological process: tRNA pseudouridine synthesis. The annotation marks the transcript as partial. The record is from RefSeq and is a predicted model, not a curated record. Gene Ontology annotation, molecular function: pseudouridine synthase activity; RNA binding.